This is a messenger RNA of Oreochromis niloticus (Nile tilapia), 1469 nucleotides long. Its product is annotated as vacuolar protein sorting-associated protein 13A. Gene Ontology annotation, biological process: protein retention in Golgi apparatus; protein targeting to vacuole; autophagy. The record is from RefSeq and is a predicted model, not a curated record. Lineage: Eukaryota; Metazoa; Chordata; Actinopteri; Cichliformes; Cichlidae. The coding region runs from base 1 to 876 and encodes 291 amino acids. The transcript has 8 exons.
AUGAAGUCCACAAUCAUCUCCCCACCUCCAGGAAGGUUUGUGAAGGAAGAUCUUUUUCUCCACAGACAGAAGUGGACUAAAGAGCACAGAAAUGCUAAGAUCAAUGAUGUUGUCCUCCUGAAGGAUGGACGCAACCAGUGGAAGUUGGCAAGGAUCAUUGAAGUGUACCCUGGAAAGGAUGGAAGAGUGAGGAAGGCUAUUAAGCAGAUGUAUGUGCUCGUGCUGGGCCUCGAUGUUCUUGGAAACCCAUUUGGACUGAUCAGAGGAUUGUCAGAAGGAGUGGAGGCUUUCUUCUAUGAGCCCUAUCAGGGAGCCAUCCAGGGCCCUGAGGAGUUUGUUGAAGGAAUGACUCUUGGGGUUAAGGCGCUGGUGGGAGGAGCUUCUCAUUACAGGGAAGCCAAUUUGCAGAUACUGAUUCACUGUUUUUGCUGUGGUAGCUCAUCCUUCCUUUACUUUCAUAUACAGUUUUUGACAGACAGUGACAUAUUUUUAAAUGUUGUUGUUUGGUCAGAUAUUUUUCUAGUCUCUUUCUUUUUUCAGAAAAUUGAGAAUGGACGUUUUGCCAGCUACAGGUACUUUGCUCAUGCUAAAGUCAAUGAAUCUGACUUCCUCAUGAUCACCAAGAGGGGAAUAUUUUUUGUGACCAAAGGCACUUUUGGUCAGCUGACCUGUGAGUGGCAGUAUCUGUUUGAAGAGUUCACCAAGGAUCCAACCAUUAUAGAGGACCGCCGACUUCGCAUUGAGGCCAAGGAGAGAGUGAAGUCAGUCUUUCAUGCCAAAGAGUUUGGGAAGAUAAUAAACUUCAAAACUCCAGAGAUAGCCAAAUGGGUUCUUGCCAAAUUGGAGGAUGCACGAGAGAGUUUACCUAAGUACUGACUCUGAAGAGCGAGAAACGCAUUUUGACAUUAGACAGUAGACAUUUUGCCUACCAUAGCUUUAUAGAUUCAGUUUAACUUUCAUUUCUGGAUGUAAAGGAGGAUUUGGGUGUAGAAAUGUCAAUCUUAAUAGCGACUGAUAGGAAAAAAAAAUCACUCGAGUAUCACUGAGGCCAAAUUAACCAUAAUUGUCGUAGCACAUUUAAUGUUGCACACUGUUUCUUUUACUGGAUUAUAUAAAAAGGACGCUAAUAUGAAUUAGUAUGGCUUUAUAAUACACAUAAUUGAAAAAAUGUGCAUCCUUACAGUCUUCUGUUUCCUAUUUUUUAUACAUUUCAGAAUAAAGACUGUUGAGUGUGUGAGUCAGAGAUGCAUGCUAUUUUUAUACUGUACUUACAUGCAUCAGUCUGCUGUAUAUGACCUAAUAUGAUGUCUAUCUGUAAAUAUCCAUCCUCGCAUCAGACUUUAUGAGGAGGUUGCAGUAUGUAAUUUCGUGAUUUUUAUGUUUUUAUACCACACAUAUGCAAUGCCAAACAUGCUGAUGAAUUAUACAGAGAAAAGGUAUAUAUUGAAAAUAAAGAAAUGCUAAUUAUU